AUGACAACCGCAGAGCCAGUGCCAGGGAACUAUCUCGCCAUUGAUGCUGGGAUGAGCGGACUUCCUGCCUUGUACAUUCUAUCGGAAAUCUUUGGGCGAUUGGGCUACGAUCUCGAAGUAGAAGAAGAGCUGCGCCCUUGUGAAUACUUCGACAUGAUUAUCGGGAGUGGAACAGGCGGGAAAGUGCCCCCUUAUGCUUUAAACGCUGGCUCACAGCAACUCCAGGAUUCAAAAGCAAUGACUUGGGAGGAAGCAAUGGGCAAGCAGCUGGUCCUGAACGAUCAAAAGCUGCGCAAUGCAUUGAAGGAAAUCAUCAUAUCCGCAGAUCAAAACCCGGAUUCACUAUUUAUGGAACGAAACGGAAACACCAAGCGGUGCAAGACAGCAAUAUGUGCACUCAAUGAGGCGAACGUCUCCAGAUGUCAGCUCGUUCGCUCUUACCGCACCCGAGGAAUGUCGCCACCCAAGUGCACAAUUCUUGAUGCUGCCAAUAUCAGUAUCGCAUCAGCUCGGAGCUACUCUCCUGUGACGCUUGGAACAGAACACAACAAGGUUGCCCUCACCGAAGCGUUGGUUGGAUGUGCGAACCCUAUCAAGGAGCUACUCAGAGAAGCCAAGGUGCAAUUUGGUGAAAGCGCGCGAGUCGCAACAGUUCUCAGCCUGGGAUCCGGAAAGGCCGAUAUUCUGAAGACUUCUCAAGCCAAUCCAAGCCUCUUUCAGGCCAUUCGGCAGAUGACGCUCGACACCGAACGCACACAUGAAGACAUCGCACAGCAAUUGCAAGAGGCAUACAUCUAUUUUCGCUUGAACGUGGAGCACGGCCUCGGAUUUGUGAUCGAAUCAGGGGCCAUUGAAGCCCACGUCCAGGCCUAUCUAGGAGAGAACAGCACCUCACAGGCGAUCGAUGGGCUCAUCAACUCCAUCCAGCAGCGUAAACCUGGUCCAAGCCUAAAGGAACUCACCUCUGUCACCACCAUGCCAUCAUUACUCAAGCCACGACCAUCUCUCGUUCCAUAUUUCAUCGGAAGAGAUGUUUUCCUUGAUGCCCUUAUUUCAACACACUUUUCGAAUCCUUUGGCCCAUCACUCGGCUUUUAUUAGUGUCUUAGUAGGACUAGGAGGGAGCGGCAAAACCCAGUUGGCACUCCGAUUUGCCCUUGAAUACGAAUCCCGCUUUCCCACUGGCGUGGUAUAUUUUGUCGAUGCACGCUCAAAGGGGAGACUCGAAGCAGAUCUCGAAGCCAUCAUUCGAUCCAGAGGUGUAGCUUAUCGGGCACAGACAUAUCAGGACACACUCGCUUGGUUGGCGGAGAGGGACAAUUGGUUCAUGAUUUUGGAUAACGCCGAUGAUCCCAACCUCAAGCUCUUCCCCUACAUUCCUAAAUCUAACGGUGGUCAUGUAAUUAUCACGACAAGAAACUCUACAAACAGCGUCCUUGCGCCGAACAGCAGUCAUUUGGUUGGGGAUCUAUCCGAGGAAGAGGCGAUAUCCCUGAUCCUGACUGCGGCGGCUCACGAGCAAAACCCAUCAAACCGAAAGCUUGCUCAACAGAUCGCUUCUGAACUAGGAUGUCUUCCACUGGCAUGUUCACAUGCAGCAGGAUACAUCUUAGUUCACCGCUGCCUCGGAUCCUACCUCGAUCUAUAUCGCCAAAGACGACAUUAUCUUCUCUCCAAUACUAGCCUCGAUCUUCCUCAGGAUUAUAAAGAAUCCGUAGCAGCGACGAUCGAGAUGUCACUCGAACGUCUUCCGCGAAACGUUCGAGAAUUGCUGCGCCUGCUAUCACUAUUUCAACCAUCAUCUAUAUCUUACAGUAUGAUAGAAACAGCAGCAAGAAGGCGCUUUGCGUAUGACGCCUUCACAUUCCAAGGGAUUGACUCUUCGCAAUUUGAACAUGCCAAUGCUUUGAUGGCUCUCCUGUGUCCAUCAGGAGAGUGGUCGGAAUUUGACUUCAAUGCCCUCAUUCAAGCCUGUCUUCAAUACUCCCUCCUCCAAUUGACGAUCACCGAGGAUAACGCCAAGUUCUACUCGAUGCAUAUAUUGGUACAGUCCUGGUUGCAACUUGGUAUACCGCCCGACGACCCAUUACGUUCUCUCAACGUUCGACUUCUCGCCUCCUGCGUGACUUCCGACGAGUAUUACAGACAUAUCAGUCUUCACCGUAGCCUCAUACCUCAUAUUAUAUCUGCAUCAAUCGACAAAAUCGUCAGUGUCUGCGAUCUGGUAGCAUUUGCGUGGGUUAUGGAGGAGAGCAGACACGGCGAUCGUGCAGCACUUUAUCUGAACAAAGCACUUGGAAUCUGCAUUUCAACUUUUGGUGAAGCUCAUCUCGACACCAUCGCGGUCAUGGGGCGCCUUGCUGGCUCUUUUGAGUCAUGGGGGCACUUUGAGGAUGGAUUUGCUCUGCGGAAGAGAGUACUUGAAGCACGCAAGGCCCUUCUUGGAGAAGAACAUGCUCAUACUGUACUUGCUAUGGGCAAUCUCGCGAGAUCGUGUGCUUCUCUCGGGAAGCAUCAAGAGGCAAUCAAUCUAGAUAGCCAGGUUCUCGAAAUACGCUUGCGUACACUCGGUACAGACCAUCGAGACACACUACUUUCCAUGGCCAACCUUGCGGUCUCGCUCAAGGCGAUCGAGCAGUAUGACACCGCAGAAGCAUUGGAAUCCGAAGCAUUGCGGCUUCGCCGAAAAUACUUUCCAAAUGACAAAGCCGCGAUUCUUGUCGUGAUGGAUAACCUUGGUCAUACACUCAACGAGCUUGGCCAUCAUGACGAGGCACUGGCCUUGCAGAGAGAGGCUGUGGAACUCUGGAAGGCUGUCGCGGGACCACAGCACGUGGAAACACUCGUGUCAAUGACAAAUCUUGCUCAUACGCUCGAUACUCUAGGACAAGAUGAAGAAGCGAUGUCGCUCAGGAAAACAGCGUUCGAGGCAUUACGACUGACUCAGGGGAGUAAUCACCCAGUCACAUUGUUGGCAGAAACAAACUACGCGCUCUCGCUAUGUGCGCUCGGGCAGGUUGAAAAGGCGGUGGAGGUUCAGCAGGACAUCGUGCAGUUCACGGACUUCAUUGUCCAUUGCAGUUAUCCGACGCUUCACCAGGCUCUUUCAAACCUCGAAGAAUCGUUUACGAAAAUGGGACGGCGGCGAGAAGCUGCACAGCUGCGUGCCUGUUCGCCCGGAGAAGUCUAG
Messenger RNA from Serendipita indica DSM 11827, 3189 nucleotides. Lineage: Eukaryota; Fungi; Basidiomycota; Agaricomycetes; Sebacinales; Serendipitaceae. The record is from the annotation of a GenBank genome assembly.